CAACAUCGACCCACCAGAAUUGCGAUGGCAACUAGCGCGAUCCAAGCCGGCCGAUCGGCUCAACACGUCCAUGCGCCAUCGAGCUAUGGUCAGCUCUACGAAGACCGUGGCCGGCAGGAGCGCCCUCGAAACUAUCGAUACACCGAAGAAUUAUCGCCAUCGGAUUCUCUUGCACCGCAAGCGGACCCUUCGCGCUUUCGUCCAAAUACCAAUAAUCGAGCCCUCACCCGGCAGCAAUACCGACGUCAACAGCAGCAGGGUCCGAGACAACCAACCUGCCGCGACGAUGCUGACGGUCAUCUGAUCUACCAAAUCGGCGAUGUUCUACACAACCGCUAUAAGAUUCUUGCUACUCUUGGCGAAGGUACAUUUGGACGCGUUGUAAAGGUGAAAGAUCUAGAACGGAACAACUACAUCAUGGCACUGAAGAUCAUCAAAAACGUGGAGAAGUAUCGUGAUGCGGCAGAGUUGGAAAUAGGAGCGCUAGAAAAAAUCAUGCAGCUCGAUCCGGUCGCCGAACACCUGUGCGUGAAAAUGAUAGAGUCUUUCGAUUACCAUGGCCAUACGUGUAUCGCAUUCGAGAUGCUCGGACUGAGUGUUUUCGAUUUUCUGAAAGAUAACAACUACGAACCAUACCCGAUGGAGCACGUGCGCCAUAUUUCCUACCAGCUGUGCUAUGCCGUUAAAUUCCUACACGAAAGCCGCCUCACCCACACUGACCUGAAACCGGAAAACAUUCUGUUCGUCGAUUCGGAAUACACCACCACUACUAGCUCUCGUAAGGUCAACGAUGUGCGCCGAGUGAACUGCACUGAUAUACGGCUGAUUGACUUUGGAAGUGCGACAUUUGAUGACGAACACCAUAGUACGAUCGUUUCCACCCGCCAUUAUCGUGCUCCGGAAGUUAUCCUCGAACUCGGCUGGUCGCAACCGUGUGACGUUUGGUCAAUCGGCUGCAUCAUGUUUGAGCUUUACCAAGGCGUGACACUGUUCCCAACGCAUGACAAUCGCGAACAUCUAGCCAUGAUGGAGCGGAUCCUCGGUACCAUCCCGUAUCGCAUGGCAAGGAAAACCAGUACGAAGUACUUCCGUUACGGAAAGCUUGACUGGGACGAAAGGUCCUCCGCUGGGCGUUAUGUUCGGGACCACUGCAAACCCCUGCACCGUUGCGUUAUCAUCGACAAGCCGGACCACCUGCAGCUGUUUGAUCUGAUCCGUAAGAUGCUCGAGUACGAUCCCACCAAACGCAUCACACUCGAUAAAGCCCUCCGUCAUCCGUUCUUCGCCAAGCUGCCUGCCAACCUGCGUCUGCACGAGAAAUGUAAUGAAUCUUCCAGUUCCUCGCCGACGAACCUUGACCGGGAGCGUUCCCAUAGUCUCUCCAGAUAAAGGCACUCUCAUGAACCUUUUUCACAUCAGCACCAUCUGCAUCGCCCGUCAUAAGCCUCACUAGGCUAUCCCGCAUGCAGUGUGUGGCUGUUGUCAUUAUUUUUCUCAUUUACAUACAUAUUUUUUUACUUUUCAUUCAACGAUUAAUAAUGCAAUCUCAGUUGCAAUUUGGGUAACUUAUAGACAAAGGCAAAGGAACUUAUAGGGACGCAUUGAGCAGAGUUUUAUAAAUUUAUUCUGUUGCAGAGAGGCAAUAGAAAAUUAUUCGACGGUGAACGGUGGAAGGAGAGAAGACAACGCGGGUUUACAUUUUCCUUGUGACUCGUGGACGAAGCAUAGCCAUUCGAUAUGUAAAGGGUAGUUAGGAAGAAUUUGUGUUCUUAUAACUGAACGCUUACAGACCGAAUGUGUAGAUUCAAGUUAUCGUAGUAUAACUUAAAAGAAGUCGUUGAAUAUCACAGAAAGAAUUCCCACUGGAGAAUCUUCUGUUUGUUGGGCAAUCAUUUCGAUCUGAUAUGCUCAAUUACGUAUUGCCAUGUGAAAAUUAAAUUAGCUAGGAUUUUUUCCUAACCUUGAAUGAUAUUACCGACGUAGUGAUAUAAAAACUUUCACUGUUAAACAGCAAAACGCUGUUUUCAAAAGGGUAACAUCCCCUAACAAAAGCAAGGAAUAGUCUAUUAGCUAACAUAGGAAUAGUCUAUUGAUGUGUCAACAGCUGAUCGAUCAGGCUGAUAGGUGGACACGCGCCAACAGAUGUCGAAUGUUGGAUUGCGUUCAUUUCGUAUAUUUUGCGUGUGUUCCUAUGUUAGCUAACAGUUGCGAACAUCUGCAGUAAUCUUCCGUGUAGCCUAACUACCUGCCAACCCGCCUACCUCCAGACAUCGACCCGUCAGCGAUGGGGUCUGAUCCUACUAGUAGAUCAGAAUUAAUCCAACUGUCAACGAAAUGUGUUGAUGCGGCACUUUGUCAGACAAAAUUAGCAUUAAAAGAACAUACUAAACAAAACGUUGAUCUCGUUAGCGUACGAUAACGAAAACUUCAACUAUUUUCGGACACGCGAGAUAAAGUGCGCAUUCUGAUUUGCUGUUGUUUCAGUCUCCAUCGGAGGAUGGCAGAUCGUAUCAACCAGAGUCAAACUACUUGUUGGAGUCGACAGAAUCCAACAGAGCCAGGUGUAGCUCGGAUCACGUGUUCUAUCGAUCAUUCAAUCAUGCUCCUGCCACACUUCGCCAUGCUCUCGUAUCCAAAACACACCCGCCUCUACUGCUCACACACACCCACACGAUGCUUACUAAACGCCCCCUUUUUUGUUCUCUUCAAAACCACAUCCCCGCGGGCUUUCCACGUGCACAAAGUAGUCAUUGUGAAAGCGACCGAUCCGCGGCGUCCGGAUCCGGCGAGCAAACCGCGGCCACCGAUGCCGCUCUCGCUGCUGCCCAUAAUGGCUCGCUGGCAGAAGGACAGCAUUGGCUCGAAAGCUUAACCAGGACGCAGGACACACAACACACCGCCUGUCUCUGCAAACACACACUCACACAGACAUGAUCUCGUGGAGCGGUUUUCACAAAAUGGGAUGUUAUACUAGGCGAUGGAUGCAGGACGCGAUGGAACACACACGCACACGCAUAUUGGCUCGCGUUUUUUUUUUCACUACGGCACAUUCACAGACCACCUCGAGAAGGAGGUAUGGCGCAUCUCUGUGUUACUUAACAUCUUGAGGGGGGGGAGGAUAGUCUCGAAGAAGAGAGAAGAUAGUUAGCACCCGGCCACCGGUGCGGUCCUUGUUAAUGUUCCUAUCCUUUAAAGGUUUGUUUAAGGCUGUUUCAUGUCGAAGAUGAGGCCAAUUGGCAUUCGUGAUGGUAGGCAGAAGUAGAAAGCGAUCACAGCACGAGGUGGAACGUGAGGGGAUAUCAUUUAUGUAAGAGUAGCACCACCCCCCGCUCCCAAAAAGGACGCAUGAUAGAGAGAUAGGAAAAGAUUGAGGUAACUGUUUGUCUUCCUGUUCACCCGCGUACGAGGGCAACUGGCGAUUGUGGAUUGUUUGCUGCCUGUGCGGUUACGAAAAGGGGAGUAUUUGUUAAGGGGAGCGAAAAGUCACCUUUAACUAUCUCAUCCUGGAAUCGACCAUGCGUGGAGCAGAUGCUGUCCUAUGAUUCCUACGACUUCGCGUACGCAAUGGGCAUUAGUUAAUAUAAAAAGAAAACGAGGUAGAGCGAGGAAGAACGAGAACUAAACAACAAAAUUGGAGCAAGCCAUAUGGACGUUGAAUGAUGGAACAUCUUAUCGCAAACCAUCCACGAUCGAUGGAGGCAAUAUUAUAGUUCCCCAUUUAAAAUGUCCAACAGCUCGAAUCCAAUCGUAGGAUUAAGGAGUCGUAGCACUCCACAUGUUAGUUUUUAGAUACUACUUAUUUUUUUUUAAUUACUCUCAUAUGCUUUCCCUCUUAUUUGUCUCAGAUUAUAUUUGGAAGUUACUUUAUCUAUUAUACUACUACCAGUAGCCUCGGACGGAGCCAUAUCCUCCAAUAGGGUGUUAGAAUUAUGGGUGCAGUAAAGUGAACCAAACCGGUGGACGGAUAUAGAUCAGUUGAGGAAAAGUGCGAAAAGAACCCUACCCGGGUUAGUUAUUUGCGAAACAAACAAGAACCGAAAUUGCAAAAUGACUGCUCGGUGGGAGGGAAACAAGAAAGCACGCGAACUGUGUGAUCAAACCCAAUCAAUACUAAGGCACUAUUGCGAGGAAACGAAGCAGAAUUCAUUCAUUUUUUUUUGUAUAAUCUUAAUACUAUCGGUUCUUCUGCGACUCACCAACGCCGCCUGCGGAUGGGGGCGAUAGGAGGCCGUACUCUGUAAAUGAUUUGUCGACGACUCUCUUUAUAGUGUGUGUAGCAAUCCUAGGAAAACCAGGUGGUUUGUCGUAAGCCCCUUCCUCUUGCUCUCUUUUCCCACCCCCUUUCGGGACCCAGCCUUCUCCCACCAUCCCUGUGAUAAGGUGAUGAUGCGAACAACCUGCAAAAUUGCGUACGCUCUAAACGUCGUGGGAAAAGAGAGGAUAAUGAGGGCGAAUAAUGGUGAAUGUUGUUGCGAAGUUGAACCAAGUUUAUGAAAUAAAUAAAUAAGUCUUAU
Molecule: messenger RNA, 4514 nt
Organism: Anopheles nili
Lineage: Eukaryota; Metazoa; Arthropoda; Insecta; Diptera; Culicidae
Gene: Doa
Product: serine/threonine-protein kinase Doa
Exons: 11
Coding region: 25-1389 (454 amino acids)
Biological process (GO): protein phosphorylation
Cellular component (GO): nucleus
Molecular function (GO): protein kinase activity; ATP binding
Source: RefSeq, a predicted model, not a curated record